AUGGAGGAAAGUAGAUCUCUGAUUCACACAUUCAUCCACGCAGUCGCAGUUUAUUUCAGAUUAAAGCACUGUUAUAACUCAUUAGCGAUGCUCUGAUUCGAAAUAGAGAAAAAUUGAGGAGCGGAACUUUCGGUUUAUAUUAGAGGUGUAAACGGACGGCAUUUGAAAUGUUUUCGUGGUGAACUACAUAUCAUGGCGGAGUAAUCGACAGGGCGUUAUCCGUAUUUUCCUUUUGGAGAAAGUGCAGCGAGUUUUGGAAAUCGAGGAGGUUGUGCCUGACUGAACUGUGGUGAGGGGGUCCUAUGGGGCAGCAUCACUUCUGAAACUUAGUUCACUACAGAAGCUAGCUGGUUCUAAAAGGACCGUUUUCUUAUUCUGUCCGACCUGGCAUUUGUGUGUUAACCUUCUUGAGUGUUAGUGAGCGCGCGCUUUUGUUGUAAUUACCCGAACACACGCGUUAGCGGUCGUCGGGAACCCGAAAGACACGGUUGUCAUCUUAAUAUGUUACCUAGCCGGGCUGGGUCGGCACCAACUGGAAACGGGUCAGCGUCCGGCACGGUUAAUACGGGUCACGGCUCGGCGAUCAUCGGAACCAGGAUUCGCCCCGGCUUGGUCGGUUCAGGGUUAAUCGAAGUAACAGCUGGGGCCAGUAGUAACACCAGUGGGGUUGGGCGGCCGGUAGACGGGUCAGAGAUGUUGGGGGGAAACGGGGCAGGAGUGGGUUCCAGAGGGGGCGUGAGGCCGGGCAACGGGACGGGGUUGACCACGCUGCAGGUCACCGGCCCUGCAGGAGGCAUCGGAGGAAUGAACACAGGAAUAGGGGUUCACGGUGGCGGCAGGUUUGACCCAGACAGGCAGAGUGCACACCCGUACAGUGGCUCCGAUGUCGACUCUGACUCGGGGGAUGACGAUGACCCCGUGGGUUCAGCUGGGGACACCAGAAGAGGGGUGAAGCGAGAGAGGGCAGAGAUGGAGGCAGCAGCUGUGGGGCCGGAGGUCGGGGUGCCGCCUGGAGGCUACGGCGGAGUCCCCGGAGGAGUUGCUGGGGCGAAGCCUGGGAAGAAGACCCGCGGACGAGUUAAGAUUAAGAUGGAGUUUAUUGAUAACAAGCUGAGGCGAUACACAACUUUCAGCAAAAGGAAGACUGGCAUAAUGAAGAAGGCCUAUGAGCUGUCCACGCUGACCGGCACGCAGGUCCUUCUGCUGGUGGCCAGCGAGACGGGCCACGUCUACACGUUCGCCACGCGCAAGCUGCAGCCCAUGAUCACCAGCGAGACGGGCAAGGCCCUGAUCCAGACCUGCCUGAACUCGCCCGACUCGCCGCCCCGCUCCGACCCCACCACCGACCAGCGCAUGAGCGCCACCGGCUUCGAGGAGACCGACCUCACCUACCAGGUGUCCGAGUCGGACAGCUGCGGGGAGACCAAGGACAUGCUGAAGCCCACUUUCACAGUGGCCAGUCUGCCCGGCACCACCAGCACGCAGCCCACAGCCGCCACCACCGCCACCGCCGCCAUGCAGGCCAACAGCAGCCCCUCCUUCCCCCUGACCACCUGCUGGCCCGUCUCCGCCUGUGCCAACACCAACAGCAUCACCAGCGCCAACGGCACCGUGCUCAAGACCGCCGGCACGUCCGGCAGCGUCAUGCAGCUGCCCGGCGGCUUCACCUUCAUGUCAGGCGCCCCGCUCCCGCCCGGCACGCCCGCCAUCCCGCUGGGCCAGCUGCAGCAGCACUCGCUGGCCAUCCCGGGCCCGCAGCAGGCCCAGAGCACCACGCCCACACAGCAGCAGGCCCAGCAGCAGGCCCAGCAACAGGCCGUCUUCCGCCUCCCCGCCGCCGUCUCCCUCACAGGGGGAGGCAUGGCCCAGCAGCUGCAGGCCAUCCAGGUGCACCCUACCACACAGCCAAGUUCCGUCAACACCAGCGACAGCCCAGAGAUCUCCCAGGCCUCCACCAGCUCCACAGUGAGCGUCCCGGCCACCAUCGUCACCUCCUCGGUGCCCACCUCCAUGGCGGGUCACAUGAUGUACCCCAGCCCCCACGCGGUGAUGUACGCCUCCACCCCCACUCUGGCCGACGGGGGCUUGGCCGUGCUCAACGCCUUCACGCAAGCACCCCCCGCCAUGCAGGUCUCCCAUGCGCCAGGCCAGGACACGGGUGCGGUCCCUCAGGUGUUCCUCACGGGGCCCCCCGGCACGGUGCAGAUCCCCGUCUCCGCAGUGCAGCUGCACCCCAUGGUGAUCGGUCAGCAGUCCAGCGGCAGCAGCAGUAACCUGACAGAGCUGCAGGUGGUCAACUUGGACGCCCCCCACAACGCGAAGAACGACUGACCCCCCCCCCGGGCCGGUGCGAGCGAUUCGGAUGCCACAGACACAAGAGACUGCCACCACUAUUUAUUGAUGCCUUUUUCACAGCCUUUUCUACAUACGCUGGGAAGGAUCGGGGCAUAGGAAGGGGAAGGAGGCGUUGUCUACGUCUUUUUGGUCUGCAGUAUGUCUGUUUUUUUUUUUUUUUUUUUUAAAUUGCGACAUUUCUUGCGAUACGCAUACACUGCAGGUGCCCCAGCUUCACAGUUCAGCCAAAGAGACAUUCAUUUGUGUGUGCGCGUGUGUAUGUGUGUGUACGUGUGCAUAUGAGUCUACAUGGGGAG
This is a messenger RNA of Megalops cyprinoides (Indo-Pacific tarpon), 2651 nucleotides long. Its product is annotated as serum response factor-like. The transcript is spliced from 8 exons. Gene Ontology annotation, molecular function: serum response element binding; protein dimerization activity; DNA-binding transcription factor activity, RNA polymerase II-specific. Gene Ontology annotation, biological process: positive regulation of transcription by RNA polymerase II. NCBI's taxonomy places the organism in Eukaryota, Metazoa, Chordata, Actinopteri, Elopiformes, Megalopidae. The record is from RefSeq and is a predicted model, not a curated record. The coding region runs from base 502 to 2331 and encodes 609 amino acids.